UUCCCAUCUCCCUCUGUAGUUUUAACUCUUCCCUUCAUCUGUUCUUCUCUGUUGUGGAAGAAAAAACUCCAUUUUCAUUAAAGAAGGAAGGGGGAGCUGAAAUAAUGAAGAUGGGGGAGAAUGCUGCCACCAAGAACCAUCACCAGCAACACCACCAAGUUUUUGAUAUCUCCUUAGAUGUCCCUCCCAAAGCUGGCUCCAAAUGUUUCGACGACGAUGGCCGUCUCAAGCGAACAGGAACUGUAUGGACUGCAAGUGCCCACAUCAUAACCGCAGUGAUAGGCUCUGGAGUGCUGUCCUUGGCAUGGGCCAUAGGUCAGCUGGGAUGGAUUGCUGGUCCUACUGUGAUGUUCCUCUUCUCCUUUGUGAUUUACUACACUUCAGCUCUCCUUGCCGAUUGCUACCGGUCCGGCGACCCAGACUCCGGGAAGAGAAACUACACUUAUAUGGAGGCUGUUCGAUCCAACCUUGGUGGGUUUAAGGUCAAGAUUUGCGGACUAAUUCAGUACCUGAACCUUUUUGGUGUCGCUAUUGGAUACACUAUUGCAGCAUCUAUAAGCAUGAAGGCUAUUAAGCGGUCAAAUUGCUUCCAUGAGACAAGAGGAAAGAGCCAAUGUCAGAUGUCAAGCAAUCCAUACAUGAUCAUGUUCGGAAUUGUAGAAAUUUUGUUCUCCCAAAUCCCUGAUUUUGAUCAGAUAUGGUGGCUCUCCAUUGUCGCAGCUGUUAUGUCCUUCACUUACUCUACAAUUGGUCUGGCGCUUGGAAUCGCUAAAGUUGCAGAGACUGGGAAAUUCAUGGGAAGCCUCACUGGAAUAAGCAUCGGCGCCGUCACCAGCAACGGCACCGUCACUGAGACCCAGAAGAUAUGGAGAAGCUUCCAAGCACUGGGAGACAUCGCCUUCGCUUACUCUUACUCGAUAAUUCUGAUUGAAAUCCAAGACACAAUCAAGUCCCCACCUUCAGAAGCCAAGACGAUGAAGAAAGCAACCCUUGUCAGCGUUGCAGUAACGACUCUGUUCUACAUGCUCUGUGGUUGCAUGGGCUACGCAGCAUUCGGCGACGCAGCACCCGGAAACCUUCUCACUGGUUUCGGAUUCUACAACCCAUAUUGGCUUCUUGACAUUGCUAACGCCGCCAUUGUAAUUCACCUAGUCGGAGCUUACCAGGUCUACUGCCAACCCCUGUUCGCCUUCAUCGAGAAAUGGGCAAUAAACAAGUGGCCCAAGAGUGAAUUCAUCACAAAAGAUAUCAAAGUACCACUCCCAGGUUUAAAGCCUUACAAUUUGAACCUCUUCAGAUUGAUUUGGAGGACUCUGUUCGUUAUUGCAACCACAGUCGUUUCAAUGCUUCUUCCCUUCUUCAAUGACAUAGUUGGAAUCCUCGGAGCUUUUGGGUUUUGGCCACUCACUGUUUACUUCCCAAUUGAGAUGUAUGUGGCGCAGAAGCAAAUACCCAAAUGGAGCUCUCGGUGGAUUUGUCUGCAAGUCCUCAGCUUUGCUUGUCUGGUCAUUUCAAUUGCAGCUGCUGCCGGUUCCAUUGCAGGGGUUAUGCUUGAUCUCAAGGUGUAUAAGCCAUUCAAGACCACUUACUAAUCUCAGAUUGUCAUAGUUGUCGUCAGUUCGUCGACAUUGAAUUACCUGUUAAAGGCUGAGAGUUAAGAAAAAUUAAAUCCUGUUGGAUUCCACAACUACUGCUAAUGUUCAUAAAAGCCUAAAGGCGGUGGUGGUGGUGGGGUGGGCUUGCUUGUAAUUUUUAGUUUUCUGUUUUACUUUGUAAGAUUAAAGAAUGAGAAGAAUGCUGAAUCGUGUUUCGUUACGCUGAAUUCAAAGU
Messenger RNA from Telopea speciosissima, 1830 nucleotides. Its product is annotated as amino acid permease 3-like. Gene Ontology annotation, cellular component: plasma membrane. Lineage: Eukaryota; Viridiplantae; Streptophyta; Magnoliopsida; Proteales; Proteaceae. The record is from RefSeq and is a predicted model, not a curated record. The transcript has 6 exons. Bases 105 to 1592 code for a protein of 495 amino acids.